UUUCGCGCACAAGUCUUUGCAAGCUCGCCGCGGCGCCACGCUAUGAAUUACGAUAUCCGCGACUUCUACGAUUACCCGAUGUUCGGGUCGUUUCACGUCAUAGGAAUACCUGCUAUAUAUCAACAAUCGGCGAGCUACGGCAAGAAGAGCGCGGCGUGGUACGCGGCGAGCAACGGCCCGGGCCCCGGUGGCGGCGGCGGCGGGGGCGGCUGGGCCAGCAAGCCGGCGCAGCCGCUCAGCCGCAAGGCCAGCCUCGCCGACGGGGACGUGCCCACCCCCGCCACCAACAGCAACGGCAAGCCCUCCUCCGGCCGCGUCAUCCGCAUCGUCAACAGCAUGGACCACACCGUGCAGUGUCGCGUGUUGCUGAACCUUCGCACGUCCCAACCGUUCGAAGAGGUGCUGGAGGACCUGGGACAGGUGCUAAAGAUGAUCGGCGCCAAGCGAAUGUACACCGUCUCCGGGCAGGAGGUGCGGAGCUUCUCGCAGCUGCGCAACGAGUUCGCGGACGUGGACACGUUCUACCUGGGCUGCGGCGGCCGCGAGGUGGGCGGCUCGCCGCGGCGGUCGCGGUCGCGCGCCAACACGCACGGCGGCGGCGGCGCCAACCAGCUGAUGGUGCAGCAGGAGGCGGCGCGGCGCGCCCGCAGCAAGAGCCGGCAGGGCCGCGUGCCGCUGGCGCUGCCCGCCGUGGAGCGCGACGGUAAGGACCGGGAGCGAGACCGCUCCGCCCCCGGCCACGCCCAGGGGCGCUGGGGCGCGCCGCCGCCCAUUCAUCCGAUUUCACAAGACUAUAUCUUCUACAUGCCUCAUAAUGAUGAUGAUGAUGAUGAUGAUGAUGAUGAUGAUGAUGAUGAUGGUGAGGACGUGUCCGACUACACGCUGCUGGAGGUGCUGAAGGAGGAGCCGAUCCGCGUGACGAUCCGCGGGAUGCGGCGCACCUUCUACCCGCCGCUGCACCACCCGCCCAGCGACACCGCGCCGCCCGAGAAGCGCCUCCAGCUCGCCUGGGUAUACGGGUACCGCGGCACGGACUCUCACCGGAACCUGUGGGUGCUGCCGACGGGGGAGAUGCUGUACUACGUGGCCGCCGUCGCCGUGCUCUACGACCGGGACGAGGACUGCCAGCGGCACUACACGGGACACACCGAGGACAUCCUCUGCAUGGACCUGCACCCGUCCCGCGAGAUGGUGGCGUCCGGGCAGCGCGCGGGCCGCAGCCGCAAGACGCAGGCGCACAUCCGCAUCUGGAGCACCGAGACGCUGCUGACGCUCUACGUGUUCGGCAUGGGCGAACUCGAGGUGGCCGCUUCCGCCGUCGCCUUCUCGCAGCUCAACGGCGGCAGCUACGUCCUGGCGGUGGACGGCGGCCGCGAGCGCAUCCUCUCCGUGUGGCAGUGGCAGUGGGGGCACCUGCUCGGCAAAGUCGCCACGCUACAAGACGACCUGACGGGAGCGGUGUUCCACCCGCUGGACGACAACCUGCUGAUCACCCACGGCAAGGGCCACCUCACCUUCUGGACGCGCCGCAAGGAUGGUUUCUUCGAACGGACGGACAUCAUCAAACCGCCUUCGAGAACGAACAUUACCAGCAUUCAGUUCGAGCAAGAUGGCGAUGUCGUAACUGCAGAUGGAGAUGGAUUCAUCACCAUCUACUCCGUGGACAGUGACGGCGCUUAUUUCGUCAGGAUGGAAUUUGAGGCUCACACGAAAGGGAUCAGUUCGCUGAUUAUGCUUUCUGAAGGCACUUUGCUGUCCGGAGGAGAGAAAGACCGCAAAAUCAUAGCCUGGGACUCGCUGCAAAAUUACAAGAAGAUCACAGAAAGCAAGCUGCCGGAGUCCGCGGGUGGCGUGCGCAGCAUCUACCCCCAACGACCAGGACGCAACGACGGCAACAUCUACGUGGGCACCACACGCAACAACAUCAUGGAGGGCUCGCUGCAGAGGCGUUUUAACCAGGUGGUGCUGGGACACUCGCGGCAGCUGUGGGGCCUGGCUGUGCACCCGGACGACGAACUGUUUGCGACGGGCGGCCACGACAAGCUGGUGGCACUGUGGCGGCGCCACAAGCUGCUGUGGUCAGCGCAGGUGGCGUACGAGGUGGUGUCGCUGUGCUUCCACCCGUUCGGCGUGGCGCUAGCUGCGGGCAGCAGCGAGGGCUACCUCGUCGUGCUCAACGCCGACAACGGCGCGCCCGUCGCCAGCGUGCGAGUCUGCGGCAGCCCGCUCAACUGCGUCGGCUACAACCCAGCGGGAGAUGUUAUUGCUGUUGGCUCCCAGAAUGGCAGCAUCUACCUGUUCAGAGUGAGCCGAGAUGGAUUCUCCUACAAGAAGUCGAACAAGAUCCGGGGAGCGCAGCCACUUAUUCAGAUGGACUGGAGCACAGAUGGCAACUUCCUGCAGACUGUGACUGCUGAUUAUGACCUAACUUUCUGGGAUGUGAAAAGUUUGACACCAGAAAAGAGUGCUGUUGCCAUGAAAGAUGUGAAGUGGUACACUCAUAAUUCCACUGUUGGUUUCCUGGUUGCAGGAAUAUGGAACAACAGGUAUUAUCCUAUGACAUCCAUGAUUAUGACAGCAAACAGAUCAUCAGCACAUGACCUUUUGGUGUGUGGUGACUCAGAUGGUUACCUGCGGCUUUUCAGGUAUCCAUGCCUUAGUCCCAAAGCUGAAUAUAAUGAGGAAAAGGUAUACAGCAUGCAGAUAGCAGUUGCAAGAUUUCUCUUUAAUGACAAAAAUGUUGUUACUGUAGGAGGUACUGAUGCUGCAUUGAUGUUAUGGGAUGUUGUGGAUGAUUAGCAGUACGUUGUCUGGUAAACAAGAUUUACCAUGAAGAAGGGGCAAAAAAUGCUUCUGCACACUGACCACUAAAUUUGGAUACAUAUAUGUUAUAUAAAAAAUUUUAUACUUUGUAUAUCAUGAAUCAUCAAUUUACUGUUAUGAAUGUAAAUAAUUAGAAAAAAAUUGUA
Molecule: messenger RNA, 2969 nt
Organism: Schistocerca cancellata (South American locust)
Lineage: Eukaryota; Metazoa; Arthropoda; Insecta; Orthoptera; Acrididae
Gene: DCX-EMAP
Product: echinoderm microtubule-associated protein-like CG42247
Exons: 18
Coding region: 43-2799 (918 amino acids)
Biological process (GO): microtubule cytoskeleton organization; intracellular signal transduction
Cellular component (GO): mitotic spindle
Molecular function (GO): microtubule binding
Source: RefSeq, a predicted model, not a curated record